AUGGAGUCCGAGUCGGAUGAAGUCAAGAUGCGUUUUAUCCGCGUUCUGCGAUCAUACAAAAGAGCAUUUGCCAAGCCCGAGGUCAUCAAAUGUUUGCUCGCUGUGGCCGUCCGGUUUGUCAGGCAGAAGAGCUCUGCCGCUGGUGAUGGGAGGGAGGAUAUGCUGGUGAAGGGGAUUCUGUACGUGUUCCGAAAUGUCCUGGCCAUACCCGACCCCCUGGUGUCCCCGUCGUCCGGCAGCUUGGCCGCCCAGGUCGAAACCCACGACACGCUGAUUGGCGUAUUGGAGGACCAGCUGGCUGCUGAUUUCUUCCUCACCCUGAUCUCGUCAUCUCCGCCCACACUGCUGGACAUCGUGUACUACCUGUUCUACCGCGUCCCCGUCUCCGCACUCUUUGACCAGCCGCACCACACGUGGUUUGACGGCCCCGAAAAUAACAGCAAGGCGCAUAAUAAGUCCAGUCGGCAUAACAACUUUGGCGGAGUCUACGCAGUCUCCACAGGAGAGGGAACCAUCAUGCCAGUGUUUAGCACGCGCGAAGUCCUGCGGCCCUUCGCCAACUUGUUCAAGAGGCGCGCCAAAGUCGAUAAACCCAAGGACGCCCAGACACGCUAUCGUAUCACCACCCUGCGUCGCAUCGCCGCCGUAUUUAUCGAGAGCUGCUUCAACCCAUUUACUCUGGCGCUCUUUGAAGACUUGCGGAUGAACGGUACUGUGGUGGAUGGGUUCACCCCGCGGCUGAUGUACGUUUCGGCGUACUUUGUCGACAUAUCCUUGGCCAACCCCGCGAUUGACCUCGGAAGCACUUGCGCAUUGGUGCAAACCCAUGUGUUUGGCCAAGUGAUGCGCUGUGCCAGCGCAUACGUCGAGCUCAAGCAUUGGACUGGACUGGAGCCCGCCAUGUACUGUUUGCAGCAAACCCUCCUGUCGCUCAGCAAGAUGCGCGGCGCCAAGCUCGAUUCCUUGGCAGACAACAUAUUGAGCAAUCUGUUCUAUGAUGGAGACGCCCUGGAUUUGUUCGUCAUGCUGUGUCGCGUUUAUAAGCCGAGGAAGAACACACGCGCGUUUUUGGAGCAGGUCGCUAGGUUGACAGAGACCUUCUUGGACACGCUGCGGGACUACGCGCAGACAAAGGCCGGUAUGGUUGUCAGGACCAAGGUGAAGCGGCGAGUGCCCAAGUCGCAGUCCACGAUGGAUGCCGGCAUGGAUAUGGACCUUGGGGUUGAGGCUGAGGAAAUGGACGAUGAGGAUAUUGGUGACGAGUCCAAGUUGGUCACACAGGUGGAGGAGGUAUUAGUUGAGCGGGAAUUCAACAUUAGCAGGUACGAGGCGGCCUUUGCUGUCGCCGAUGUGGUCAAAUCCUACAGUCACCUUCUGUCCCCGCCCUCAGCCAUCGAACACGUCUUCCCCAUGCUCCGCCGUAUUGCCAUCACGCACCAGCGGCCACACUUGUUUUUCAAAAAACCCAUUAUGCAAAGGCUCCUGACGCUCUUCGACGACCAGCUCACUUAUCCGAAUCGCUCAGAGAUGAUUGAUUUGGCGGCGUGGAUUUUCCGUCAAUACAUGGUUGUUCUGGAUAGUCCCUCGUUGAUGGCCCAUUAUAAGGCUGAGCCGUUGGAUAAUCGCAUGGCUAUGGAGUGCGUCAUGACUUUUUUGAAGCAGUCAUCGGCGGGUAAGGCUGUGGAGCCGGUCAUUACGCGGAAUCUGAUUGAGCUGCGCGCGUCGACGCCGGAAACCAAGCCGGAGACAAAGCCGGAGAACAGGCCGGAGGAGUGGGACGAGGAAGAAGAGUACCUUGCCCAUGCAUCAUCCGCUCUUCCUCUCGGCUCCACCGCCGCUUCCAUGGCAGGUGCUAUUGCAGAAAUAAACGAAGACGAUUUGGAUUUCUACGGUGGCCACGGAGAUGAUUUUGAUUUUGAUUUCGACAAUAUGCUAAACUAG
Messenger RNA from Kickxella alabastrina, 1941 nucleotides. RefSeq lists its product as uncharacterized. The record is from RefSeq and is a predicted model, not a curated record. NCBI's taxonomy places the organism in Eukaryota, Fungi, Kickxellomycota, Kickxellomycetes, Kickxellales, Kickxellaceae. Gene Ontology annotation, biological process: DNA repair; DNA replication checkpoint signaling; replication fork arrest. Gene Ontology annotation, cellular component: replication fork protection complex. The transcript has 3 exons. The coding region runs from base 1 to 1941 and encodes 646 amino acids. Gene Ontology annotation, molecular function: DNA binding.